Messenger RNA from Sclerotinia borealis F-4128, 5118 nucleotides. The record is from the annotation of a GenBank genome assembly. Lineage: Eukaryota; Fungi; Ascomycota; Leotiomycetes; Helotiales; Sclerotiniaceae.
AUGAAUAUCUCACAACCAGUUCCGUCAGCUAUUGAUAGCGUUGAUUUUGCAUUCCUUUCUACCGCUGAUAUCAAAUCCCUUUCUGUGAAGAGAAUAGAGAAUCCUGUUACAUUCGACAGUCUUCUACACCCAGUUCCAGGAGGUCUAUAUGAUCCAGCUUUAGGCGCAUGGGGUGAUAAUAACUGCACAACAUGUAAUCUCAGUUCCUUUUCCUGCCCGGGUCAUGCAGGCCAUAUCGACCUACCCGCUCCCGUCUACCAUCCUACUUUCAUGGAUCAGGUUCUACGAUUGUUGCGAUCAAAAUGCAAAUACUGUCAUCAAUUCAAGAUGUCGCGAAAGGAGGUCAAUCGAUAUGUCUGCAAGUUGCGCCUGAUUCAACAGGGUCUACUGAGCGCUGCUGAGGAGAUCGACAAUAUUGAGGUUGCCCAACCAAAGGAAGGGGAGGAGCCUGCUAGUGAUUCUGAUGAGGAGAGCCCUGUCGAUAGUGUCAUUCGAAGGCGACUUGCAUUUGUCAAAAAGGAACUCAAGACAGCCAAGGCCUCUGGAUGGGAAUGGAGACGGGAUAAGCAUGAAGGUGUGGCAGAAGCACGUCGAGUUGUGGUUAAGGGCUUCAUGAAGGCCAUAACUGCAGGAAGGCUAUGUGGAAACUGUCAAGGCAUAUCGCCCACUUACCGCAAGGAUCGAUAUGUGAAGAUUUUCGAGAAAUCUUUGAGUGUCAAAGAUAAGGCCAAGAUGGCACAAGGCAGCUAUCGAGCUGUGAAUGCUGUUCAGUUGGUUCAUGGCGAGAAAAAAGAUAGAGAUGGCGACGAGGGUAUCGCGGAUAUCGACUUGGAAUCGAAUGAAGACGAGGACGAGGGCGAAGGAGAAACUCUUGAUGUAGACGGAGAUUUGGUCAUGGAUGGCCCCACCACUUCAACCUCCAAACCCCGAGUGGCCCCCUUACCACAGCGAUACGUCGAUGCCAUGGAAGUCAAAGCCUCUUUGACAUUAUUGUUUGAAAAAGAGCAAGAAAUCUUGUCCCUGAUAUACAAUUCCCGGUCAUCCGCCAAGAAGCCAUCAGUAGUUCGAGCAGAGGUAUUUUUCAUCCAAACUCUUCUCGUUCCCCCGAAUAGGUAUCGUCCAGAAGCGAAGACCGGCGAUGGCGAGAUUUCUGAAGCCCAGCAAAAUUCCCUGUACAAGCAGAUCUUAAAAAGUGCUGAUACUGUGAAUCAAAUUUACCUCGAUAUUCAAAAUCCCGAUAGGCCCUCACUAAGUGCAACAUUGAGAAAGAGAGAUUUCUUUGAUCUCCAAGAAGCGUGCUGUUCGAUGCAGGACGCUGUCAAUUCCUUGAUUGAUAGAGAUAGAAAUCCCAUCCAAGGUGCAGCCGGAAAGAAGAAUGAGGAUGGUAUCAAGCAAAAGCUUGAGAAAAAGGAGGGUCUCUUCAGGAAGAAUAUGAUGGGGAAACGUGUCAACUUCGCUGCCCGUUCCGUCAUAUCACCAGAUCCUAAUAUCGAGACAAAUGAAAUUGGUGUCCCUCCCGUAUUCGCCAAAAAGCUCACAUACCCCGAACCUGUCACAAGUCAUAACUUCAAGGAGAUGCAGCAAGCAGUCAUCAAUGGUGUCGAUAAGUGGCCUGGUGCUGCUGCAAUCGAAAACGAGAAUGGUCAAGUCAUCAACCUGCGCUCGAAGACACAAGAUGAAAGAAUGGCACUGGCGAAUCAAUUGCUUGCAUCUUCCAGCAAUGGAGCCAGUGGUGCCCGCAACAAGAAAGUUUACCGACAUCUUACCAACGGAGAUGUUGUGCUCAUGAACCGCCAACCAACCUUGCACAAGCCUUCGAUUAUGGGUCACAGAGCCAGAGUACUUCCAGGGGAAAAGACAAUUCGCAUGCACUACGCCAAUUGUAAUACCUACAAUGCAGAUUUUGACGGAGACGAAAUGAACAUGCAUUUUCCACAAUCCGAGGUUGCCCGAGCAGAAGCGCUACAGAUUGCCGACACUGAUCACCAAUAUUUGAGUGGUACAGCCGGUAAACCCCUAAGAGGUUUGAUUCAAGAUCACAUCUCCAUUUCCGUUUGGAUGUGUAACAAAGAUACAUACUUCGAUCGAGCUACUUAUCAACAACUUAUCUACAAUUGCAUCCGCCCAGAAAGUGGACAUAUUGUUGGCGAGCGCAUACAGACUGUGCCCCCCGCGAUUAUCAAGCCGGUUGCAAGAUGGACAGGAAAGCAGGUGAUCACAACAAUACUGAAAAAUAUCACGCCCAUAAAUUGCGCUCCGAUAUCUCUUACUGGGAAAACGCAAACUCCUGCUGAUCGAUGGGGUGAAGGUUCAGAGGAAGGUGUUGUACUUUUCAAAGGUGGUGAAUUCAUUACUGGAAUCUUGGAUAAAGCACAGAUUGGCCCUGCUGGAGGUGGUCUCAUCCACUCUGUCCAUGAGGUCUAUGGUCCUGCUACUGCUGGAAAGCUUCUCAGUAUUCUAGGUCGAUUGCUCACGAAAUUCCUCCACAUGAGGGCUUUCACUUGCGGAAUGGAUGAUCUAAUGCUCACCCCUGAGGGCGAAAAGACACGUACCGAGACUUUGGUAGAUGCUGGUAAUAUUGGUCUUGAGGUGGCUGCCAAGUAUGUCUCUCUAGAAGACCAAAAGCCUAGUGACACCGAUCAAGAGCUCCUAAAUAGGUUGGAGGAUGUUAUGAGAGAUGAUAGCAAGCAAGCAGGCCUAGAUGCACUGGUCAACGCUCGCGCCGGAAAGCUUUCUACCUUGAUAACCAAUGCAUGUCUUCCACAAGGCUUGGUCAAGCAAUUUCCGCACAACCAAAUGCAGAAUAUGACAGUAUCUGGAGCCAAGGGUACUGCUGUCAACGCCAAUCUGAUUUCUUGUAAUUUGGGACAACAAGUCUUGGAGGGACGUAGAGUACCGUUGAUGGUAAGCGGAAAGUCCCUUCCAUGCUUCAAGCCAUUCGAGACGCACGUUAGAGCAGGAGGCUAUAUCGUCAAUCGUUUCUUGACUGGAAUUCGACCACAGGAAUACUAUUUCCAUGCAAUGGCUGGUAGAGAAGGUUUGAUUGAUACUGCUGUCAAGACCUCGAGAUCCGGAUAUCUACAAAGAUGUCUGAUCAAGGGUAUGGAGGGUCUCAAGGUUGAGUACGAUACGUCCGUGCGAGAUUCCGACGGGUCCAUGAUUCAAUUUAUCUACGGCGAAGAUGGACUCGAUGUGACAAAGCAAAAGCAUUUGACCGACUUCAAAUUCAUAUUGCAGAAUCUUAUGUCGGAGCUUUCGCAAUUGAAUUAUGGUGACCCUCGUUAUGAUACGAUAUUUGAAGAAAAGGAAACGAUCAUCAAACGGAUGAAGAAGGCCUUGAAACAUGCGAAAGCAAAUGAUCUCAACGGUCCAGAUCCUGUUCUUUCCAAAUACAACCCUGGCAAAUACGGAUAUGCAACGUCAGAGAAAUAUUUCGAAACUUUAACAAACUACAUGAAGACCAAUCCAGAUGGUUUGGUCAAGGACAAGGAACAUCCGGACGGUGUCGGUCCCAGGAAGGCCCUGGAGCCUGUUCUUGUUGCCAAAUACUUGAAGUCUAUCGUUGAACCUGGUGAAGCUGUUGGUAUCGUUGCAGGUCAAUCUGUGGGUGAGCCUUCCACACAAAUGACACUCAAUACUUUCCAUUUGGCUGGUCACUCUUCCAAAAACGUCACGCUUGGUAUCCCACGUCUUCGUGAAAUUGUCAUGACGGCGAGUAAUCAUAUUUCAACACCAUCGAUGACAUUAACUCUCAACGAGGAGCUAACUCCAGACGAAUCUGAAAAAUUCGCCAAGUCUAUAAGCAUUCUUUCUUUGGCCGAGGUACUAGAUUGGGCUACAGUUAAGGAGCGUAUCGGACGUGGAGUAGCUUUCCAACAAGCUAAGAUCUACGAUAUCCAUAUCAAGCUCUUCCCUUCGAAGGAGUACUGUGAGACCUACGCCAUCGACAUUGAUGAUGUUAUCUUUACUCUUCAACGAAGGUUUACGCAGAAACUUCAAUCCCUUACACGCAAGGCUCUUGGAAGAAAGAAGGUCGAAAAGGCAGGGAAAGCGGGAGCAAAUACGGCUGCAGUACCGGAGAUUGGAAAGUCUGUGGGUACAAUAGAAGAGGCCAGACCGGAUGCCGAGAGAGAAACGGGCGAAGAUGACGAAGAUGAUGACGGCGAAGAUGAUGCAACCAACGACAAGCGGAAAGCCAACCGCUCCGAAGCUGUCAGUUAUGCUGCAAACGACGACGAGGACGAUGCAAUUCAAGCACAAAAUGCCGAACCCGAGGACAUUGAAGACAUGGAAGAUGAAGGCAUUGGAGGCAGCCCACGUGCACCCCAAAGUGAUGAUGAAGAUGAAGGCAAUGCCGACAAUGGAGAGCGUAGAAAGCGUAAGAUGACCGCUGCCACCGAGGAACUCGAAGCCCAAGUAAUGAAGCGAUGCCAAGAUAUCACUCGCUUCCGCUUCGACCAAGAGAAUGCAGAGUGGUGUGAUGUUACCCUCGAAUACGAUGCCGAUGUUCCUAAGGUUCUCAUGCUUUCCAUUGUUGAAGACGCUCUUCGAUCGUGUCUUAUCCAACAUAUCGCCGGAAUUGGAUCAUGUACCUAUGAUGGGAAUAACGAAGUUAAGGACACCAAAACAGGAAAAAUGGUCAAGGUACCAGUGGUUCACACCGCGGGUGUCAAUCUCAAGGCAAUGCAAAAUUAUGCCGCAUUCAUCAAUCCUAACACGAUCUCGACCAAUGACAUCGCAGCGAUGCUAGUGAAUUAUGGUGUGGAGGCUUGCCGAUCAACCAUCGUUCAGGAAUUACACAGUGUUUUCGAUGGUCACGCUAUCGCAGUGGACAUGCGUCACUUGAAUCUGAUUGCAGACUACAUGACUAGAGGUGGUGGUUUCAGUCCAUUCAACCGAAAUGGAAUGAAGGGUAGUGUCAGUCCUUUCAUGAAGAUGAGUUUCGAGACGACGGUUGGUUUCUUGGCCGAUGCAGUCGCAGAGUGUGAUUGGGAUGACUUGGCCAAUCCAAGUAGUAGAAUUGUGAUAGGAAGGACGAGCAAGGUCGGCACUGGAGCUUUUGAUGUUCUUACCAAAGUGCCAACGGGAAAGAGUGAGGAUGAAGUGAUGGAGGAAUGA